UGCAUUGUCUGCUGGUUGUAAGAAUUGAAGCAGAUCCUAAGGCGUGAAUGCUCGGUUCCUAUGUCUCUGCUCUUGAAGUCUCCAAUAUUCGUUUUCUCUCAAACCCCUCGCAAAAAAGCUUCAAAAAUGGCUCUGAAAAGCCAUGCGACCUCCAUCGCCUCUUCUUCUUCUUCUAGCGGGGAGAAGAGAAAGCUUCCUGUCCUGCUCUUUGAUAUCAUGGACACCAUAGUUCGCGAUCCAUUCUAUUAUGAUGUCCCCGCCUUCUUCAGGAUUGUUGAAUCGUUGGAUUGCUGAGCGUGGGGUAUCAAUUGGAGAGGAGGGCUCCAUCCUACUUGAAGGAGUGUGUAAACUGGUUGCUCCGCCCGGUUAAGGGAGCGGUAUAGUGAAAUCCUUGGGUGGUUUGCGUAAGGCGAGGGCGUAGGCGGGUAUAGCCGAACCUCGUAAAAUCUCGAAUGUCUCUAGAGGAACUAAUAGACUGCAAGCAUCCAAAUGCGUGGAUAGACUUUGAAAAGGGGCUGAUUAAUGAGACAGAGUUUGCUAGGAAAUUCUUUAAAGAUGGAAGAUCUUUCGAUUUGGAAGGGCUAAAAAGUUGUAUGAGAAAAGGGUAUUCCUACAUAGAAGAUGUUGAAGGAUUGCUUGAGGCCUUGAAGCAGAACAAAUAUGAAAUUCAUGCCUUCACAAACUAUCCCAUUUGGUAUGAAAUGAUCGAGGACAAGUUAAAACUGUCAAACUACUUAUCUUGGACAUUUUGUUCAUGUAAAUUCGGAAAGCGGAAGCCUGAGGCAGACUUUUACUUGGAGGUUUUGAGACAUCUUAAAGUAGAGCCAGCAAGCUGCAUCUUCAUUGAUGACAGGAUAAAAAAUGUUGAGGUGGCAGUCGAUGUUGGUAUCAUUGGUCUACAUUUCAAAAAUGCAUACUCUCUGUGUCAAGAUCUGUCUCUAUUGGGGAUUGACAUUUCGUCAAAUGAGAGCAAUGUAAAGCAGGAUCUGGAUAAGACCGCCAAAGAGUACUUGCCUUGAUUCUCCAAGUUCCAUAAGUCCUAAUUUCUUAUGUUUUAUCAUUUGUUUCUUCAAUCAGUGCGUCAUUUUAGUUAUUGUUAUUUAUUUAUUCUUAGUGUCUCACCUUGUCAAACACAAAUAUUUGGGUUUUAGUCUUGAGAAUGGCCACUCUGUUCAAUAUUUGGAUUAUAUUUAGAUCCUUCUUCUCAAGUUCCUGCUUAGUACUUUCAGAUGUUGCUAGUAAUCCAUUUCUUGAAUCUGUGCAACGCUUCAAAUUCUGAGGAUAGCAGAUAAUAUAUUUUGUGAAGCCUCUAAAUGACAAUUGACAUCAUUCAUCCAAA
Molecule: messenger RNA, 1339 nt
Organism: Malania oleifera
Lineage: Eukaryota; Viridiplantae; Streptophyta; Magnoliopsida; Santalales; Ximeniaceae
Product: flavin mononucleotide hydrolase 1, chloroplatic
Exons: 8
Coding region: 453-1019 (188 amino acids)
Source: RefSeq, a predicted model, not a curated record